GACAGAUAGAUUUGGCAAAUGACGGUCAGUCAAAUCACCAAUGUUUUCAAUUCCAAAUGAAAAAUGAUAGGUUAUAAAUCUUUUCAGUUUUGUUUUGAAUUAAAAUUUAAUUCAUUUCUAGGAUUUAUGGAAUAAUAAUAUUCACCAAAAUUUAAUUAACUUGUACGUAUUGUUAUGUUUUAUUUAUACAAUGGUGAACGAAGAUGAAAAUUCAAUCGAUGCAGCUUCUGAGGGAAAUUGUUCACAAGGUGGAAACUUUCAUCAGUGUACGCUUUUCGAUAUUACGAUUGAUCCUGGCUUAAAAGAUGACGAAGGCAAUGAAUUACCAAGACCAUUUACUAAAAGUCAAAUGCGAAAAUGGUUAAAAAAAGUUAAAUGGGUUAAUCGAAAAGCUGAAAAAAGAGCUAGAGAGAAAAAGAAGUCAAAAGAAAGAAAGAAAGAAGCUCGUGCGGCUAACGUUGAUCUCGGGCCUAGCCGCAAAGCGCUAAAGAAAAUGAAAUUUGAAAGAGACAAGAAAAGCACAGGAAUAAUCAUUGAUUUGAGUUUUGAUCACCUUAUGAUAGAGAAAGAUAGGUUUAAGGUCAUAAAGCAAAUCCUCAGGUGCUAUUCUAUAAACAGGAGGUCUGAGACACCCUUGCAGUUUCACAUAACUAGUUUUGGUGAGAAAUCAAAGAAUGAUAUGGCCAGGCAUAAUGGCUACGAGCAUUGGGAUAUACAAUUCAAUGAGGAGUCAUACAUGGAUGUGUUUCCAAAGGAAAAACUUGUUUACCUGACAAGUGAUUCCGAGAAUGUGAUAGAGGAGUUUGAAGAGGACACUAUGUACAUAAUUGGUGGACUUGUGGAUCAUAAUCAAUAUAAGGGUUUAUGUCAUAAGCUAGCUGUAGAACAAGGCAUCCGACAUGGUCAGCUGCCAUUGGAUAAGUAUAUUAAUAUGAAAACAAGGAAGGUUUUAACUAUUGACCAUGUUUUUGAAAUUGUGCUGAAGGUGUGUGAAGGAGAACCGUGGCAGGAGGCAUUGAUGAGGGUGCUGCCAUUACGGAAAGGUGCUCAUGUGUGCGACAAAACAAGUACAUUGGAUUCAAGUUCUGAAAUUGCUGACAAAAGUGAUAUUGAGUCUAAUUGACAUUAAAUUAUAUAACAUUAAAUACUGUGUAAGAUGAAUAAAAUCAGUGAUCCAGA
Messenger RNA from Manduca sexta (tobacco hornworm), 1179 nucleotides. Its product is annotated as tRNA methyltransferase 10 homolog A. Gene Ontology annotation, biological process: tRNA N1-guanine methylation. Gene Ontology annotation, cellular component: nucleus; nucleoplasm. Lineage: Eukaryota; Metazoa; Arthropoda; Insecta; Lepidoptera; Sphingidae. Gene Ontology annotation, molecular function: tRNA binding. The record is from RefSeq and is a predicted model, not a curated record. The transcript has 4 exons. Bases 191 to 1123 code for a protein of 310 amino acids.